Emiliania huxleyi CCMP1516 is the source of this 773-nucleotide messenger RNA. RefSeq lists its product as hypothetical. The annotation marks the transcript as partial. The record is from RefSeq and is a predicted model, not a curated record. Gene Ontology annotation, biological process: transmembrane transport. The transcript is spliced from 5 exons. Gene Ontology annotation, cellular component: membrane. Lineage: Eukaryota; Haptophyta; Isochrysidales; Noelaerhabdaceae. Gene Ontology annotation, molecular function: ABC-type transporter activity; ATP binding.
AUGUGCUCGCUCGUGACCCUGGCCGUCGCAGCAGUGGCACUGCGCGCCGGGCCAAUACCUGCUCUUCCGCGGCCCGUAACUUUGGCGGCCGAUGCGCGUGUCAAGCAUGUCGCUGCGGUCGCUCUACACCCGCUGCAGCCAGUGGUGGCCCGGCCAUCUGGCCUGUCCGGCCUGCGCUGUGGCCGCUGUGGCCGUCCCGUGCUGUCAGCGGCGCCCGCAAAGAAGGUCAAGACACCAUGGAAGACCCUCCUCUCCCUGUGCAAGCCCGACGCCGCUCCGCUCGUGACGGCGUUCGUGUGCCUCGCCGUCGCCGCGUCGGGCGACGCUUUGCUGCCUGCCCUGCAGGGCGCAGCGCUCAACGCGGCGCUUGGGCUCGGCACGGACGCCGCGGGCUCUCUCGCUCAGCUGCGGCCCGCCCUCGUCCGCCUCGCCGCGGUCGGGCUUGGCACAGCCGUGUUCACCGGCAUCCGCGGCUUUUGCUUCUGGGCGUUCCACGACGAGCAAGGCCCUGGCGACCUGUCGACGCGCCUCGCCACUGACUGCGUCAAGCUGGGAGACGUGCUCUCGCUCAACGUCAACAUCGUGCUGCGGCAGGUGCUGCAGUCCCUCGCGGGCAUGGCGGUCGUGCUGCGGCUGAGCGGCCGCCUGGCGCUGCUCGUCGUCGCGGGCGCGCAGCAGGACCGGCUCGCAGCUUCGUCUGGCGUGGCGGAGCAGUGUUUCUCGCUCAUCAAGCUCGUCCGGUCGCACGGCAGCCAGCGGAGCGAGCGGCGGCG